GUGAUGAACCCACUGAUAAUUAUCACCAAACUGCAGUUCUACACAGAGCUUUUUAGCUCCUUUUAGCUCAUUGUUUAACUUUUCUAGUACAGUUCAGUCUCACUGUCUGAUGAACCUUCUGUAUCCUAACAGUUACCUGUCCACCACCAAACAGACACAGUUAGCAACUGUGUUAAUAGUUCACUAGUUCAAUUAUGCUGCGUUCCAGACAACAGGAACCUAGCUAGCUAGCUAGCUAUGCUCGGAACUAAAAAAAGUCUGACCUCCUACCGUUGCCAAAAUGGCACCAAGAGGAUGGCACCCUUCUCUUAAUACAUCCAUGGAUGGCACUCUCUAACGUUAACGUUAGCUACCUUAAAAUUAAAGCAACAUAUAAACCCAUGAGAAUUAUCACCCAACUCUGAAAUUUUACACAACUUUUUAGCUUGUUUUAGCGUCUUUUUUGUUUUGUUUUAGAGCACUUUAAAUGUAGGUUCAGUCUCACCACUCUGAUUAACCUUGUUUCCAGCAGCAGGUAACAGUAGCUUUCUGUUUUAGCAACAAAAAACAGAUACAUCUUCUGUAUGCUAACGUUAACGUUUCAUGUCCAGCACAAAUGGCAAGUUAGCAUUUAACGUUAGUUAGCUGGUGAAAAGUCAAAAACAAGUCGAAAGCCACCAGCUAAAAGACCCAGGUAUAUUUUCCUGGAGUUUGUGAAGACCAAACCAGUGAGAAAUGGACAGUGAAUAUUGGACUUACUUUUGCUGGUGGCAAAAAAACAGGAUUCCAGUUUCCUGGUACAGGGUGGGUGGUUAAAGGUGUGUGCGUAUGGACACUGCUUAUAUAAGCCAUUUGGUGGACUGUCUGUGCAGUUCAUCCUGGUUUCACAGCAAGAGCAUCAGACAGCAUGACCUCACAGCGAUGGAUGCUGGCAUUCUGCUUUUCACUGGCCUCAGUUUUAAGCCCAGGGGAAUCGGUCACAACAACAGAAACUCAGAAAUACACUUGCAGGACAUUUGGCAGCGGGGUCGUCCAGCCUUUCAGCGGUUCAAGUUUCUAUGUUCGCUCCAACUGCCCAUUCACCCUAACCCGUUUCACCCACAACCGGGUGGAAUGUGAUAUCACCACACGGCGUGGUGACAACGGGCUGCUGGUCCAAGUUGAGAUCAUAAUCAACAAAGUCAGGACUGUUGUGCAGAAUGGGAGCAUCCUGGUGGAGAAGAAAAGUGUUUCCCUUCCAUACGACCACACCUACCAGCACAUCUUUCACUACGGCAUCUACACUAAACUGAAGAGCUCGCUGCUCCCUCUGUCUGUCACCUGGCACAAUGUACCGGGAGGAAUAGACUCUUUGUGGGUGGAGCUAGAUCAGGAGCUGAGCACCGACAUGACUGGACUGUGUGGAAACAACGUCCCAGGUGACAAGAAGCAGCUGGUUAAGGACAGCGUACUUCCUGAGGACACAUGUCAAACCCGAGAUCCUGUGUCCACUCUGAAUCCAGUAUGCCAGCACUUUGUUUCCAGACUCUUUGAUUGUCUGCCAAACAAGGCGAUUGAGCUAUAUAUCCAACUCUGUCAAGAGAACAUUUACGGCUAUGAAAUGAGCAAAUACAUCAGCUGCGCUUUCUUCAGUGAAGUUGUCCAACAGUGUGGAAACGACAUGGAUAUCAGGAAGACAUGGAGAAGUGUAACCAAAUGUGCGGAGCCAAGUUGUUCAGGAGACCUGGUUUAUGUGGAACAGGGCGCGGCCUUUGUUCCCAGCUGCUCAAAUCCAAACCCUAGAUUCUCCAACCAAGAACUCACCAGCUCCUGUGUCUGCCCAGAGGGCAAGGUGCUUAAUGAUCAGGCAGAUGGCUUCCAUUGUGUGAGUGUGUCCAGCUGCCCCUGUGUCUUUGCUGGUAGGAGAUACUCACCCGGAGACGUGCGCACAUCCAAGUGUCAGUCAUGUGUGUGUGACAGUGGGAAAUGGAAAUGCUCUGAAAACAACUGCCCUACCAGAUGUCUCAUUGAAGGGCAGUUUGUGAGAACAUUUGAUGGCAAACAAUAUGCCCUCCCCGGUAAAUGUACAUAUGUGGCUUCAAAGGGUCUCAACUGGACGAUAACAAUCAAGUUUUCUGAUAAGGCACCAUCUCUGGAAACAGUCACUCUUCUGAUUUCUCAGGACAUGUAUAUGUUUUCAGACAACAUGGUUAAAUUCGGAAAGGAGGAGAUCACUGAACUUCAUCAGUCUGAUCACGCUCUGGUUUUCUGGCAGUCCUCCAUGUAUGUCCAGGUCCACACAUCGUUUGGUAUGAAGAUCCAAGUCCAGGUGUCUCCUGAAAUCCAGCUGUACAUCACCCCACCCAGAAACCACACAGAGGUGAUCUCAGGUCUUUGUGGAAACGACAACAGUGACACCACAGACGACUUCACCACCAGCAGCAGGAUCAUCGAGAACUCUGCUCAACCUUUUGCUCAGUCCUGGAGUGUGGGUGACUGUCGGGUGAACAUACCCAGCACCUGUAUCAACACAGACAAUGAAAUAUUUGCUGAUGAAAAGUGCUCUGUGUUGACAAACCCAACUGGAGUAUUUGCUCCAUGCCAUGGUUAUAUCCCAAUUGAUCACUACCACACGGCUUGCAUCCAAAGAACUUGUAACUGUGGCAGCAGUCUGCCGCAGUGCUUGUGUGUUGCCCUGGGCAGCUAUGCCAAAGCCUGUGCCAAUCUGGGUGUUGUAAUUGGUGCCUGGAGGAGAGCCACCAACUGCACUUUGAAAUGUCAGAAGAACCAAGUAUUCUCCUACAACAUGCAAGCCUGCAACCACACAUGCCGUUCCCUGUCUGGCCCUGACCCUCGCUGUGGGCUGGAAGACGCUCCUGUGGAGGGCUGUGGCUGUCCAGAGGGAACUCACCUGAACCAAGGAGACACCUGUUCCACAAAGGCAGAGUGCGAUUGUCACUACUACCGCGGUACAACGCCCCCAGGCCCUGUUGUUAUCGACAGUCGACAGUGUGUCUGUGAGAAUGGAGAACUGGAAUGUUCUCAGGAUUGUGGGUGCAGAAAUGGGAAGGUUUGUGUUCAUUGCUCCAAGAAUGUUGUUAACACAGCUCCGAAAACCUGUGACAGUCUCAGCAAACCAAUGGGUGCCUGUGAGAGUGGCUGUUACUGCCCAAAUGACCAGUACGAAGAUCACCGUGGAAACUGUGUUUCUCUGUACAACUGCACCUGUAUGUACAGUGGCAAAGUAUUUAGUGCAGGACAGCAUGUCAAAACCAACUGUAAAACAUGUGUCUGUGGUCAGGGUCAGUGGGACUGCAAAGACGAGCCGUGUCCUGGGAAAUGUCAAGUUUACGGAAACGGACACUACCAGACCUUUGACUCCAAAUGGUACCGCUUUGAUGGACAAUGUCAGUACACACUUGUAGAGGAUGACUGUGGAAGUAGAAACGGCACCUUCUCUGUCAGAGUGGAGGGUGUCCCCUGCUGUGAUGAGGCGCUUACCUGCUCUCGCUCUAUCGUCCUCAACCUGCAGGGCGAGGUCACCCUGACACUGAGUGACAUGAAGGUGACCAGACGCCAUCAUGAAGGCUGGACUCUGAAGGACCAUUCCCUUUACUCCACACACACUGUGGGACUCUACAUCAUAAUCUCAGUGCCAAGCAGAGGGAUAACUCUAAUCUGGGACAAACACACCCGGAUCACCAUAGAGCUGCAUGAAAAAUGGAGGAACAGAGUGUGCGGCCUCUGUGGGAAUUUUGACUUCAACGAGAUGAAUGACCUACAGAUAAGUGGCUCAGCAGUGGUGUCCAGUCCCCUGGCAUUUGGCAACAGCUGGAAAGCCGCCACACCCCCUUGCUCUGAUGUGACCAAAGAGAUAUUUCCAUGUGAACGCAACUCUUACUGCUUAGCCUGGGCCCAGCGGCGCUGUAUGAUCAUUAAAGGAGACACAUUCAAAGAUUGCCACUUAAAAGUGGAGCCAGAUCCCUACUACCAAGCCUGCGUGCAGGAGUCCUGCUCCUGUGAGUUUGAAGGGAAGUUUCUGGGCUUCUGCACAGCUGUGGCAGCCUACGCAGAGGUCUGCAGCGACCAGAAUGUGUGUGUAAAAUGGAGGACACCUGAUUUGUGCCCGGUCUACUGUGACUUCUAUAACGAGCAAGGCCAGUGUAGCUGGCACUAUGAAGCCUGUGGUGAGAUGCUAACCUGCGGCAAAGACAACUACCUCAAUCACAAGUUGGAAGGUUGCUACCCCAGAUGUUCAAGGGAAGUGCCAUACUAUGAUGAAAAUACUGGUGAAUGCACUAAAUUGAAGAACUGCACCUGUUAUUUUAAUGACACUGUCAUUCAGCCUGGGGCAACGGUCAUGAUACAGACUAUAGAGUGCCGCUGUGUAAAUGGAUCAAUAAACUGUCAACCUCCAACCACCACCACUCCACCUACCACCACUUCCACCACUACACCUUACACCACUACUAUCACCACUACACCUUACAACCCACCAACCUUUCCACAAGUAGGGUGUAAGUGUAAAGACUUGAAGAGGAAAAAACACUGGACUUGCGGUGAGACGUGGACCGAGGACUGCUUUCAUAAAAACUGUACAGAUGGGAAGAUAGAGUUGACUCCGGUGGUUUGCCCAAUGCCCAAUCCAAUUCCAAACUGCCCCAGAGGCCAGGUCACAAGAGUCUCAGAUGGAUGCUGUGACACAUGGAAGUGUGACUGUCGCUGUGAGCUAUCUGGAGAUCCACACUACACCUCUUUCCAAGGUGUAUACUUUGAUUUCCUGGACGAUUGCACUUACAUCCUGGUGGAGGAGCAGUCCCCACAUCAUAAUCUGACCAUUGCUGUGGACAACUUCUACUGUGUGAAGGGCCUCCAAGGCUCCUGUGCUAAAGGCAUCAUCCUGAAAUAUCAGAACAACAUAGCUACACUCAGUAUCCUUCCCAAUAUGGUUAAGGCCACUCUGAACAACGUAACCAUUGAGCCACCAUAUGAGGAACAUGGGUUGAGGUUUGAGACCACGGGGUACAUAGUGUCAAUCUACAUCCCAGAGGUCCGCUCUUAUGUCUCCCUCAGUCCGCGUUAUAACCUGGUGGUCAGUCUGGCUAUGGAGCACUUCGUCAACAACACCCAGGGACAAUGUGGUGUAUGUGGUGGUGGAUCAUGUAUCCGUAAAGGAGGGAAGAUCGAGAAAGACAGCUGCUGUGAUAAGACGGCCUAUGACUGGGUGUACGCUGACCCGCUGAAGCCAGCCUGUGCUUCUGCACCAAGGGACAGACCUUGUGACUAUGUACCCCCUAUCCCAUCCCCUCCAACCCCCUGCGCUGCGACCAGACUAUGCGAUCUGCUAGACCACCCAGUCUUUUCAAAUUGCAGCAGGUAUGUGAAUCUGAACUCUACAAAGAAGAACUGUGAGUUUGAUUCAUGCAGAAAUGGUCCUUGCUCUUCACUAGAACAAGCUGCUGAUGAAUGCAAGAAGGCUGGUUUCUGUAUUGACUGGAGAGUACUGACUAAUGGAGGCUGUGAUGUGACAUGUCCAAAAGGAUUGGCUUACAGAGAAUGUCGUAACAAGCUGGAUGACUUCUGCGAUGGAGGGAGACAAUAUCCAGGAGCCUCCCUACAGAAAAACGAGGCUGGGUGUUUUUGUCCCAGCGGCCUCUUCAGGGCAGGAAAUCACUCCGACAUCUGUGUGUCUGACUGUGCCUAUUGUAAAGGACCACUCGGUGAGCCCAAACUGCCUGGUGAGGUAUGGCAGUCUGGCUGUAAUAUGUGUACAUGCAACAACCAGACUCGCACAGAGAAGUGUUUUCCAAAAGCUCCUGUGCCACUUGUCACCUGUGGCCCCAAUGCUGUGCUGGUAAACACCUCUUGCUGUGGUGAUCAGAUUUGUGUUGAGAAGACGUGCAGUUAUCAAGGAAAAACAUACAAGGUUGGAGACAGAUGGACGGAUGCCGCCCAUCCCUGCAUGUCAUAUAAUUGUGGCAAAGAGGGUAUUCAGACUGAGACUAGAGUCUGUCCCACAGUAGAGUGUCAGGAGGAGGACAGAAUUUGGGAUGAUCAACACUGCUGCUUUACAUGUAACCAGAGGUGUGCUCCAAAGGUGACCAGUAUCAGUGUUACCGUAGACAACUGUACCACCGUCAUGCAGAUACCUGUGUGUCAGGGCCAGUGUGUGUCUCAGCCCAGUGUUGUGUUACACGGUGAGCUGCAGGUGGAGCAGAAGUGCGGAUGCUGUCAGGAGUUGAGCUCAGAGAAGAGACCAGUAACUCUGCAGUGCUUUGACCGCACAAUCAGACCCUUCACCUACAAGCACAUCACCAGCUGUGAGUGCCGAGCCUGCAGCAUUCUGGGCUGAAAAGUACUGACAGCUCAGACUGGAAGUAUCCUUCAGAUUUCCAAAUUGAAAUCUAAUGUAUUCAAAUUUAAUGGAUUACUAAUCAAAAAUCCCUCCAAUUGAACAUGCUUUUUUCUAUAUUUAAAGCAAUUACUAAAUCUGUUUCCAGUCAAAUAAA
Molecule: messenger RNA, 6467 nt
Organism: Perca flavescens (yellow perch)
Lineage: Eukaryota; Metazoa; Chordata; Actinopteri; Perciformes; Percidae
Product: mucin-19
Exons: 45
Coding region: 887-6310 (1807 amino acids)
Cellular component (GO): extracellular matrix
Molecular function (GO): protein binding
Source: RefSeq, a predicted model, not a curated record